Racocetra fulgida is the source of this 822-nucleotide messenger RNA. The record is from the annotation of a GenBank genome assembly. NCBI's taxonomy places the organism in Eukaryota, Fungi, Glomeromycota, Glomeromycetes, Diversisporales, Gigasporaceae.
AUGUCAUCGUCUGAAGAUUUAAGCAUGGAUAAUUUAGAUUCGGAUUCUUUAAGACCAGUAUACAAUUUAAUUGAACUGGGAUUAGAAGAAUACGAAGACAAUGAAUUAGUUCUUGAUACAGUUCAUGAUCUAAUGCAAUUUUUUAAACAAUCAAACUAUUUAAGAACUUGUUAUGAAAAAGUUGGAUUUAAAAAUUUUUUUGAAAGACAUUUUCAAAUAAGAGCAUUAGAAAAACCGGAACUCGAGCUAUUUUUAAAAGCACAAUUAAUGGCCUUCGAAAUUACUAAUAAAAAUGAAGAGUCUCAAAGACAAAAUUAUAGAUACAACUAUAAUGCAUCGUUAUUACUUUGUAAGCCAGUAUUUUUAAAACUUUGUGGAAUAAGUGAUCAUUUCCUUUUAGCAAUUCAAAAACAUUUACAAGAAAAAGGAUUAACUGAAAGAACUCACGGAAAUACUGGACGUGUACCUAAAUUAAAAAGUAAAGUAUUCCUUGAUUCUAGCAUUACAUUUCCAGACAGCGGCGAAAAACCUGAAGCAGAGAUCAAAGAACCUGCUGCAGUGACAGAAAGCUUGAGAAACUCUAAAACAAAAAUCAAAAAAGCCCGAGGAAGUGACAAAAAACCCGAAACAAAAAUUUUGAAACAGAGAUCAGGAACCCAAGCCAAACCUGAGGCAAAGAUCGAGGAACCUGAGGCGAAGAUUGAGGAACCUGAGGUAAAGAUCAUCAAAAAACCUGGGCAAAGAACAAAAACCCGGGAACUCAAAGCAGAAAGAGAAAAUCUAAAGAUUAGGAACCAAAGCGGCAAGAAUCAAUCAGUGUGA